Molecule: messenger RNA, 2463 nt
Organism: Rangifer tarandus platyrhynchus (Svalbard reindeer)
Lineage: Eukaryota; Metazoa; Chordata; Mammalia; Artiodactyla; Cervidae
Source: the annotation of a GenBank genome assembly
AUGACCGACACCCGACGUCGGGUGAAGGUUUACACCCUCAACGAGGACCGGCAGUGGGACGACCGGGGCACCGGACAUGUGUCGUCCGGCUACGUGGAGCGCCUGAAGGGCAUGUCUUUGCUUGUCAGGGCCGAGAGUGACGGUUCUCUACUUUUAGAAUCCAAAAUAAAUCCAAAUACUGCAUACCAGAAACAACAGGACACUUUGAUUGUGUGGUCUGAAGCAGAAAAUUAUGACUUGGCCCUCAGCUUUCAAGAAAAAGCUGGAUGUGAUGAAAUUUGGGAGAAGAUAUGUCAGGUUCAAGGAAAGGACCCAUCAGUGGACAUCACUCAGGACCUUGUAGAUGAGUCUGAAGAGGAGCGUUUCGAUGAUAUGUCAUCACCAGGUUUAGAAUUGCCAUCUUGUGAAUUAAGUCGUCUUGAGGAAAUUGCAGAACUUGUGGCAUCAUCCUUACCUUCUCCCCUGCGUCGUGAAAAACUUGCACUAGCACUGGAAAAUGAGGGUUAUAUUAAAAAGCUCUUAGAGCUUUUUCAUGUGUGUGAGGAUUUGGAAAAUGUUGAAGGACUGCACCACUUGUAUGAAAUUAUCAAAGGCAUCUUCCUCUUGAAUCGAACUGCUCUUUUUGAAGUUAUGUUCUCUGAGGAAUGUAUAAUGGACGUCAUUGGAUGCUUAGAAUAUGAUCCUGCUUUAUCACAACCACGAAAACAUAGGGAAUUUCUAACAAAAACAGCCAAGUUUAAAGAAGUGAUUCCCAUAUCAGAUCCUGAGUUGAAACAAAAAAUUCAUCAGACAUACCGAGUUCAGUAUAUACAAGAUAUGGUUCUACCUACCCCUUCAGUCUUCGAAGAAAAUAUGUUAUCAACACUUCACUCCUUUAUUUUUUUCAAUAAGGUAGAAAUUGUUGGUAUGUUACAGGAAGAUGAAAAAUUUCUGACAGAUUUGUUUGCACAACUAACAGAUGAAGCAACAGAUGAGGAAAAAAGACAAGAGUUGGUUAACUUUUUAAAAGAAUUUUGUGCAUUCUCCCAAACGCUACAACCUCAAAACAGAGAUGCUUUUUUCAAGACUUUGUCAAACAUGGGUAUAUUACCAGCUUUAGAAGUCAUCCUUGGCAUGGAUGAUACACAGGUGCGAAGCGCUGCUACUGAUAUAUUCUCAUACUUGGUUGAAUAUAAUCCAUCCAUGGUACGAGAGUUUGUCAUGCAGGAGGCACAACAGAAUGAUGAUGAUAUUUUGCUCAUCAACCUCAUCAUAGAACAUAUGAUUUGUGAUACAGACCCUGAACUUGGAGGAGCAGUCCAGCUUAUGGGCCUGCUUCGAACAUUAGUUGAUCCAGAAAACAUGUUGGCUACUGCCAAUAAAACAGAAAAGACUGAAUUUCUGGGUUUCUUCUACAAGCACUGUAUGCAUGUCCUUACUGCUCCCUUACUGGCAAAUACAACUGAAGACAAACCUAGCAAAGAUGAUUUUCAGACUGCCCAGUUGUUGGCAUUGGUAUUGGAAUUGUUAACAUUUUGUGUGGAGCACCAUACCUACCACAUAAAGAACUACAUUAUUAACAAGGACAUCCUCCGGAGAGUGCUGGUUCUUAUGGCCUCGAAGCAUGCUUUCUUGGCAUUGUGUGCUCUUCGUUUUAAGAGAAAGAUCAUUGGAUUAAAAGAUGAGUUUUACAACCGCUACAUAAUGAAAAGUUUUUUAUUUGAACCAGUAGUCAAAGCAUUUCUCAACAAUGGAUCCCGCUACAAUCUGAUGAACUCUGCUAUAAUAGAAAUGUUUGAAUUUAUUAGAGUGGAAGAUAUAAAAUCAUUAACUGCUCAUGUAGUUGAAAAUUACUGGAAAGCACUGGAAGAUGUAGAUUAUGUACAGACAUUUAAAGGAUUGAAACUGAGAUUUGAACAGCAAAGAGAAAGGCAAGAUAAUCCCAAACUCGACAGUAUGCGUUCCAUUUUGAGGAAUCAUCGAUAUCGAAGAGAUGCUAGAACACUAGAAGAUGAAGAGGAGAUGUGGUUCAACACAGACGAAGACGACAUGGAAGAUGGGGAGGCUGUAGUGUCUCCCUCUGACAAAGCUAAGAAUGAUGACGACAUUAUGGAUCCAAUAAGUAAAUUCAUGGAGAGGAAGAAAUUAAAAGAAAGUGAAGAAAAGGAGGUGCUUCUGAAAACGAAUCUUUCUGGUCGGCAGAGCCCAAGUUUCAAGCUUUCCCUCUCUAGUGGAACAAAGACUACCCUCUCCAGCCAGUCACCUGCAACAAAUCUGCCUGGUUCUCCAGGAUCACCUGGAUCCCCAGGCUCUCCAGGCUCUCCUGGAUCCAUCCCUAAAAGUACAUCUCAGACGGCAGCUAUUACUACCAAGGGAGGCCUCGUGGGUCUGGUAGAUUAUCCUGACGAUGAUGAAGAUGAUGAUGAGGAUGACGACAAGGAAGACACUCUACCAUUGUCAAAGAAAGCAAAGUUUGAGUCAUAA